Messenger RNA from Andrographis paniculata, 1339 nucleotides. RefSeq lists its product as uncharacterized. The coding region runs from base 347 to 1201 and encodes 284 amino acids. The transcript has 8 exons. The record is from RefSeq and is a predicted model, not a curated record. NCBI's taxonomy places the organism in Eukaryota, Viridiplantae, Streptophyta, Magnoliopsida, Lamiales, Acanthaceae.
AUUCUGUCUUUCACUGUGCAAAAAGAAGUCAGUCAUGUGACUGCAACAGCACCCCACUGUUCAGCCACGGAUAGAUACAUAUAGAGAGACGACCGGACGACAAAAAGGAAAGAAAGAAAGAGUAUCACAAACACGAAACAAACAUCCCAACUACAAUCCUGAAUAAUCCAACAAAUCCCAAUCCCAAUCCCACCCAGUUCUUGACAGAAACCCCCACCCAAAAAUAAAAAUAUCAUCUCUCACGUCAUUCCAUUGCACCACCUGUUCAUGUUUUUUCCGAAAUCGAACCGAAUUAAGGGCCUGCUCUGCUCUGCUCUGCCUUGUCGGCAAACUAUUUCAACACCAUAUGGCCGGUGAGUUCCACCAGCAUCAACACCCUCUAUUCUACCAAUCAAGCGGCGAUGGCCCCUCCGGAGGGUUUGGGAAUUUCUACAACGCCGCCGCUGGAGGAACCCUUAAUGAGGGGCCGGCUCAGAUGUUGUCCUCCCCUUCCCAGUCCCAGGUUAAGAUUUCUCCGGGGGGCCCUUCUUCCUCGACGCUCUUAUUGGAUUCGGUUCCCGGCCUGAAGCAUGACACCGGUCUUGCAGUCGAAUGGUCCGUGGAGGAACAGUAUAAGCUCGAGGAAGGCCUUGCCAAAUUUGCGAGUGAACCCCAAAUUAUGCAGUAUAUAAAGAUAGCAGCUUUGCUAAAUGACAAAACCGUGCGUGAUGUUGCUCUACGGUGUCAGUGGAUGGCGAGGAAGCGAAGGAAACAGGACGAUCAAAGCAUCAGAAAGAAAUUCAAGGAACAGAAGGAUAAAUUGAAGGAAAUGUCUUUGAAGAAUAACAUAACUGCACCUUCUUCAGUGAGUGUGCCAUCGUAUUUGUCAGCCACAAAGCUUCAUAAUCUGAGUGAUUGCAUGCAUUCAGGAGUACUGAGUCACAUGUUCAGACAUCUCUUGGAAGAAAACAAUCAAGCUUUUUUGCAAAUAUCUGCAAAUCUUUCAACUCUCAAGUUGCAGGAUAAUAUUGAGCUCUUUUCACGCACAAAGAACAAUUUAACUACCAUUUUGAAUGACAUGAGAAAUAUGCCUGGGGUUAUGGGCCAAAUGCCACCUCUUCCAGUGCUCUUAAAUGAGGAACUUGCAAGUAGCAUUUUUCCGAAUUCAUCUCAGUUUAGCGUUCCAGGUCCGAUACUUCUAAAGCCAGAGCCGGGAUGCUGAUCGAUGUCGUGAUCUCACAAGUUAGUGUUAUGUAAGUAGGGAUUUCUGGAACAAGCUUUUUGUACACAAUGAGUGAGUCAUGUGUUAUUGUUGGGAAUAUGAAAAUUGUCUGGUAUAUAUAUAUAUAUAUAUAUAUUU